Puccinia triticina is the source of this 582-nucleotide messenger RNA. RefSeq lists its product as uncharacterized. The coding region runs from base 1 to 582 and encodes 193 amino acids. The record is from RefSeq and is a predicted model, not a curated record. The transcript has 2 exons. NCBI's taxonomy places the organism in Eukaryota, Fungi, Basidiomycota, Pucciniomycetes, Pucciniales, Pucciniaceae.
AUGUCUGAUAUCGAUAACCUCACCGGAGAUGUUCUAGGUUUAGAGACCAACCCAAACGCCCCAGCAGAGUCACUCGCGGCAGGCUCCAACUCCAGAAACCCAACCUCCAAAAAGAUGGGCAGGACGGUGAAAUCGUGCCUAUCGCAGGCUGCAGAGAAGUCGAACCCCACCGCCGGAACUGGAGACCAGUCCGAUGAUGACGAGGAUGAAGACGACCCGCAGAUUAUAGACUGCCUGAGAGCUGCGGAAAAACGAGGAGACGAGACAAGCGUGGACGCCGAAGCCAGAUUGAAGAUGUUGAAGGAAGCGCUAGAAGCCCAAGUCGCCGGCAACUCAGCCAAGGCAGACCAGAUCCUGGCGAAGAUCCAGCUAAAGAUGGUUACCGCCCCCGCCGCACCAGCAGAGAAUGCGGUCACGGUAGCAAAGAGAGCUCGAAUCGAAGAAGGAGGCAACGAUAGAGUGAAGGAGAACGGGUUUGUGUUCUAUAAAGCCGAGGUGAACUCGUUCUUGGGGCUAGGCCUCCCCCCGUUCUUCGACAAGAACAUGAAGGAACUAAAAGGCAAGCUCUCUCCAGAGGAAUAG